AUGGCCACACCCGACACCUCAGCGCGCACAAGCGCCGUCAGCGACACGGACUGGAUAUACGACACGUCCGAGGAGCACCACGCCAAGGCAGCGCAGAUCAUCCAAGCGGCGAUAGGGCAAAACCUUGCGCAGAUGGAGAUUCGGUUCCAAGACCUCGCCAUCACGGCCGAAGUGACGGUGAACGCCAAGAACUCGCAAGAGAUUCCUAGUGUCUGGACGGCCUUGAAGGGCAUGGUGACGUUCCAGAAGAAGCACGUCGUCCACAAGGAGGUCCUCAAGCCCAUGACCGGCGCAUUUCGCCCGGGCACCAUUACACUCGUGCUCGGUCAGCCAAGUUCAGGCAAAUCCUCGCUCAUGAAAAUCCUCUCGGGGCGCUUUCCGGUGGCCAAGAGCGUGCAUGUGGCCGGCGCCAUCACGUACAAUGGCCGGCCGCGGGCGGACUUGCUUCCCGUGCUGCCGCAACUCGUCGGGUAUGUUGGGCAGCGCGACUUCCACUACGCGACAAUGACGGUCGAAGAAACGCUCGAGUUUGCACACGAGUGCUGCGGUGCGAAAACGCUCCUACGCGAGCUGAUUGACGGCUUCCACAAGGGGACGGCUGAAGACAACGAGAGAGCCAAGGAGACUGUCGAGGCAUUUAUUACCAACUUUCCCAAGCUCGUGCUCAAGACACUCGGGCUAAGCCACGUCGCCAAGACGAUUGUCGGCGACCAAAUGCUGCGCGGCGUCUCGGGUGGCGAGCGCAAGCGCGUGACCACGGGCGAAAUGAAGUUUGGCAUGAAGCUCGUCGAUCUCAUGGACGAGAUCAGCACUGGUCUCGACUCGGCGGCAACCUACGAUAUUGUCAAGGCGAGCCGUACCCUGGCGCACACGAUGCGCAAGACCGUCGUCAUCUCGCUUCUGCAGCCGCCGCCCGAGGUGUUUGACCUCUUCGAUGACAUCCUCGUACUCAACGAAGGCCACGUCAUGUACCACGGUCCACGAACGCAAGUGCUCGGGUACUUCGAGGGCCUCGGGUUCCACUGCCCGCCGCGGCGCGACAUUGCCGACUUUCUCUUGGACCUCGGAACGGACCAGCAGCGGCUGUACCAGACUGGGACGUCGGCCAAUGUGCCACGCGCCGCGCACGAGUAUGCGUCGAGCUUCCGCCGGUCGCCUAUCUACCAAGACAUGGUCAACUACGUGAACGGUCCGACGGACGGCAACUUCUACGAGCGACCGUUCCCGAAAUUCCGCCAGUCGUUUUGUGCGAGCACGGGCACCGUCGUGAAGCGCCAGAUGACGCUCAUGGUCCGCAACACGGCGUUUUUAAAAGGCCGCUUCAUGAUGGUGCUCAUCAUGGGCCUCCUCUACGGUCUUACGUUCUACCAAAUGGACACGUCGAUCGCCCAAGUCGUUGUUGGCAUGAUCUUCUCGGCCAUCAUGUUUGUGGCCAUUGGCCAAGCGUCUCAAGUCAACACGUUUUUUGCGUCCCGCGCGAUUUUUUACAAGCAGCGCGGCGCGAACUUUUACCGCACGGCCUCGUACGUGCUCUCGACGUCGCUCGCGCAGAUGCCGUUUGCGAUCGGCGAGUCGGUUGUCUUUGGGUCGCUCGUCUAUUGGCUCACGGGCUUUGUCAACGACAUAUCGGCGUUCGUCGUCUUUCUCUGCGCGCUCCCGCUCACGUUCCUCUCGAUUCUCUUUUACGUGCUCUUUGCGGGCUUUAUGAUCGUCAAGGACAACAUUCCGGAUUACCUCAUUUGGAUCUAUUGGAUCAACCCGCUCGCAUGGUGCUUCCGCCUGCUCUCCGUCAACCAGUACGCCAACAGCGAGUACCAAAAAUGUAUCUUCGAAGGCAUCGACUAUUGCAAGACCACGGGCAUGAACAUGGGCACGUAUCAACUCAGUCUCUACGGCUUCUCGGCGAACCGUAUCUGGAUCGUCUAUGGCUUCAUCUACAUGGCAGGGGCGUACGUUGGCUUUAUGGUGCUCUCGUUUAUCUUCCUCGAGUUCAAGCGCUAUGAAAGCCCUGAAGGUACCAACGUUGUCGUCGAAGAAGAGCAAGCGCAGCAAGACGAAGAGUCGAGCUACGUCGCGAUGCCCAACUCGCCAAGUCAGUCCACCGCGAUCGAUGUCGGGCUGUCACCUCCCCGCGUCAUCCCCGUCACACUGACGUUCGAAGACGUCUGGUACUCGGUGUCGGACAAGAACGGUCAAGAAAAGCAUCUACUUCACGGCGUCUCGGGAAUCGCCCGCCCAGGCACCAUCACCGCGCUCAUGGGCUCGUCCGGCGCCGGCAAGACCACGCUCAUGGACGUUAUUGCCGGCCGCAAGACCGGCGGGACCAUCCAGGGACGUAUCCGACUCAACGGCUUUCCCGCCACGAAGCUCGCCAUCAGCCGUGUCACGGGCUACUGCGAACAGACCGACCAGCACUGCGAGUCGGCCACAUUCCGUGAAGCACUCGAGUUCAGUGCCUUCUUGCGCCAGUCCAGCGACGUCUCGGAUGCCGACAAGAUGGCGUCGGUGGAGGAGUGCCUUACCUUGCUGGACAUGCACGGCUUGGCCGACACCAUCGUUCGCGGGUCGUCGGUUGAGCAGAUGAAGCGUUUGACGAUCGGUGUCGAGCUUGCUUCGAACGCGAGCAUCCUCUUUUUGGACGAGCCGACGUCGGGGCUGGAUGCACGGGCGGCCUUGCGCAUCAUGAAGGGCCUCACGCAGAUCGCCAAGUCGGGUCGCACGAUUGUGUGCACGAUCCACCAGCCGUCAUCCGAGGUCUUCGAGAUGUUCGACCAGCUCCUUUUGCUCAAGCGUGGCGGGCACACCGUCUUCUUUGGCCCUCUCGGCACGGGCAGCGCCCAUCUCAUCGAGUACCUCGAGGCGAUCCCGGGGACGCCCGCUAUCCAACCCGGGCACAACCCGGCGACGUGGAUGCUAGAAAUCAUUGGCGCCGGCACUGCAUCGUCGACGGAGCAGCCCAAGGACUUUGCGGCCAUCUUCCACGACAGUCUUGUCAAGCAGUCGCUGACGGUGCUUCUCGACGCCGAGAACGAAGAGACGCGUCAAGAAAUGGUGUUUAAACGCAAGCGGGCGGCGCUGCCGCUCGUGCAGAUGCGAUUUGUGCUGCAGCGUUUCGCGCGUCUCUACUGGCGCACGCCGUCGUACACGCUUUCGAGCGUCCAAGUCAACAUUUUCCUGGCGCUGCUUUUCGGCAUCGUCUUUGUCGACGCGACGUACACGACGUUCAACGGACUCAACGCCGGCGUCGGUAUCGUCUUCUUGGCAACCCUCUUUAUCGGUAUCAUGGGCUUCAACGGAGUCUUGCCGCUCUUCAUUGCCGAGCGCAACUCGUACUACCGCGAGCGAGCGUGCCAGACGUACAACGCGUUCUGGUACUUUCUCGGCUCGACGCUGAUCGAAAUUCCGUACGUUCUCGUGUCGGUCGUUGUGUUCGUGACCAUCUUUUACCCGUUUGUCGGGUUUACCGGCGCGGUCCAAGCCAUCUGGUUUGCAGUCUACCUCUUCUUGUAUGUGCUCAUGCAAGUCUACUUUGGCCAAUUGCUGGCGUGCGCGCUGCCGUCGAUCGAGGUUGCGAGUGUCAUUGGCGGCCUCCUCAACUCGAUCUUUUUCCUCUUCAUGGGCUUCAACCCACCAACGUCGCAGAUUCCAAGCGGGCUCCGCUGGCUCAACACGAUCGUACCUCCGAAAUACGGUCUCUCGCUCCUCGUGACGACGGUAUUUGCCAAGUGCGAUGCGCCGGGCGACGCCGACCUCGGGUGCCAGCCGCUCACGGGCAUCCCGCCGUCGUUCUUGGCAUCGCGCUUCAACGGACAAACGUCGCCGGUGACGCUCAAGCAGUACGUCGAGACCAUGUACGGCAUGAGCUACGACGAUCGCUGGAACAACAUGCUCGUGCUCAUCGGCUGCAUCGGCGUGUUUCGCAUCUUGGGCCUCUUGGCGAUGCGCUUUGUCAACCACCAAAAGAGAUAA
Messenger RNA from Saprolegnia parasitica CBS 223.65, 3969 nucleotides. RefSeq lists its product as hypothetical. Lineage: Eukaryota; Oomycota; Saprolegniomycetes; Saprolegniales; Saprolegniaceae. The record is from RefSeq and is a predicted model, not a curated record. The coding region runs from base 1 to 3969 and encodes 1322 amino acids. Gene Ontology annotation, molecular function: ABC-type transporter activity; ATP binding; ATP hydrolysis activity. The transcript has 5 exons. Gene Ontology annotation, cellular component: membrane.